AUGCUUCCUGAUUUGUCAUCACACUUACACACUCUGGAAUGCAAUUUUUUGAUUGAUCUCUAUAAAGAAUGCGAACAGCAAAAACCUUUUGCAAAAAUUUUUGGUGGUUGCAGUUAUUUUCAUGAAGCUGUAUGGCAGUGUUUAACAAAAGAACGAGAAUUUAAAAGGUCACUCAACAAAACCGUCGGCAGUCGAAAUAUAGGUGGUUAUAGGCUUCCUGAAAGUUUAUAUACACCUGUAUUGAAAAAGCUUAAAGAAGAGGGAUCGCUGAAUUUCACUCAAUCGGAAGGCUGUAAAAUAUAA
Molecule: messenger RNA, 303 nt
Organism: Dracunculus medinensis (Guinea worm)
Lineage: Eukaryota; Metazoa; Nematoda; Chromadorea; Rhabditida; Dracunculidae
Source: the annotation of a GenBank genome assembly